Molecule: messenger RNA, 3267 nt
Organism: Calypte anna (Anna's hummingbird)
Lineage: Eukaryota; Metazoa; Chordata; Aves; Apodiformes; Trochilidae
Gene: DOC2B
Product: double C2 domain beta
Exons: 9
Coding region: 214-1410 (398 amino acids)
Cellular component (GO): membrane
Source: RefSeq, a predicted model, not a curated record
CGCUGGCAGGAGCAGGGGCCGUGCGAGAGCCAGAGCUGACGGCAGCAGCAUGCGUGAGGCUCAGAGUGUGAGAACCACCUAAGGUGCCCUCCGGAGCAUCUCCCUCUCGCCUGCCGCCCCCCUUCCCCCCUCCCCGCUUCCUCCCGGUGGAAACUCGACGGAUCCCACGGUCCGGGCUUCUCGGGGGGGAGCUUGGCGCCAAGAGCCGCAUGCAUGACACUCCGAAAAGGAGAGAAAACGACCAUAAGUAUCCAGGAGCACAUGGCUAUUGACGUCUGCCCCGGCCCCAUCAAACCCAUCAAGCAGAUCUCCGACUAUUUCCCCCGCUUCCCCCGCGGGCUCCCCGCCGCCGUCGGCCGCAGCGGUGCCCUGCGCCCUGCUGUCACUCAGCCCUCGGUCAGCCCCGCUGAGGCCCCCCGGGAGGAGGAUGAGGAUGUGGAUCAGCUUUUUGGGGCGUACGGGACGACACCCGCCGAGCAGCCAGCCAAGUGCCAAGCACCUGAGGAGGUGGUGGACCCCGAGGGCUAUGAGUCCGACGACUGCACCACUCUGGGGACUCUGGAUUUCAGCUUGCUCUAUGAUCAAGAAAACAAUGCCCUGCACUGCACCAUCAAUAAAGCCAAGGGCCUGAAGCCUAUGGACCACAAUGGUUUGGCUGAUCCAUAUGUCAAGUUGCACUUGCUUCCCGGAGCCAGUAAGGCAAAUAAGCUGAGGACCAAAACUCUGCACAACACUCUGAACCCCACCUGGAAUGAGACACUCACCUACUAUGGCAUCACUGAUGAGGACAUGAUCCGCAAGACCCUACGGAUCUCGGUCUGUGACGAGGACAAGUUCCGCCACAACGAGUUCAUCGGGGAGACACGGAUCCCUCUGAAGAAACUGAAGCCCAACCAGACCAAAAACUUCAGCAUCUGCCUGGAGAAGCAGCUGCCGAUAGAUAAAACAGAGGACAAAUCGCUGGAGGAGCGGGGCCGGAUCCUCAUCUCCCUCAAGUACAGCUCUCAGAAGCAGGGGCUGCUGGUGGGCAUCAUCCGCUGUGCCCACCUGGCUGCCAUGGAUGCCAAUGGCUACUCCGACCCCUACGUCAAAACUUACUUGAAACCAGACGAAGACAAGAAAUCAAAGCAUAAGACAGCAGUGAAGAAGAAGACACUGAACCCCGAGUUCAAUGAGGAGUUUUGCUAUGAGAUCAAGCACGGGGACCUGGCAAAAAAGACCUUGGAAAUCACAGUGUGGGACUAUGAUAUCGGGAAAUCAAACGAUUUCAUAGGAGGUGUCGUGUUGGGAAUUAACGCCAAAGGCGAGCGCCUGAAGCAUUGGUUCGACUGCCUGAAAAACAAAGACAAGAAGAUCGAGCGCUGGCACACGCUGACGAAUGAGCUGCCAGGGGCUGUCCUCAGCGACUGAGCCCCCGCGGGGCUGCUCCCGGGCGGGCACAGCUCCACCAGACACAGCCUUUGGACUUUUAACACGUUUACAGCUUUGGAGACCGGGGUGGUGGUGGUGGAGGAGGAGGGAACCGUGGUACCUGGAGAGUGUGAGCCCCCAGGGCACGGCACGGCUGCUGCAGGGAAACCAGGGCAGCAGGGGUUUGCUCUGCCGGGCAGGUCCCAUCCCCCCGGAGGUUUUUCCAAAAAUGCCUCUUUGCACCCUGCCGUGGUCAGACACACACACCUGGAGCAUGCACAUACACACGUGUGCACACACACACACACGCGUGUGCACACGGGCACCACCCCCCUGCAUGCCCCGUGGCUCUGAGUCCUCACUCGUUGCUGUUCUGAGUGCCCUUCUCGCUGCCUUGCAAUUCAGUGGCAAAGAUGAAUGCACCCCUCUCCCUCCGUGUCUCUCACAUGAGCAAAAGGCGUCGCUAAAACCUGCAACUUUUUUUGGUUGGUUGGGUUUUUUUGGUUGGUUGGGUUUUUUUUUUCCCCCUCAAGGCAGUUGUGCCACAUCUCUGGUGGUUUGUCACGCUCUGUGGUGUGGGGAAUGUGUCCCCCUAAUCUCCUAGGAAGACUCUUUGCUUUUCUUCCAGAAAUGAUGUGCUCAUCCUCUCCAGUCAUGCACCCAGCAAGCUGAGAGCCCUGCAGAGAAGACCACAGCUUCCCUGCUCCACACUUCCAGAAGUAGGGAAGCAAAAAGAAAAGUCCAGGGAAACCCAAGGCCCUUUCUGCUUCCCAACACCAGCAGCAAAGUCUGCAGCCACUCUCUUAACAAUUCCCCCCAGUUUGUUAGGUAUGAUGGACAUUCCCACCAGGACCCACACAGCCAGGCUUCACCACAGCUAUUUUAUAAUCACAGAUUUGCCCAUCUGUGACCCAACCUCCUUGGGUUCCCUGUCCCCAUCCCACCGGGCACCAGCUCCUGUGCAAACACCACCCCAGCAGCAGGUGCCUGGUGGGACGAGCUGAAUCUUUCUGCAAAAUGCUGCACUUCACCAGGAAUUUUUGAAGCCUUUAAACCCUGAUUUCUUCAGAAAAGCAGCUCUUUCCCCAUCAGCCUCAAUCACCUUCAGCUUCUGAGCCCUGUAGCUGCAUGUGCGAGCUCACGCGCGUUGCUGGUGUCUUUUUUGGUUGGUUUGGGGUUUUUUUUGGAAAGCAAAGGGUUCUCUGGAAACCAACGUUGACUUUUCUCGUGUUACACUUUGUUUGAUAUGGGGAGGGGGUGGGAACCAACAAUGUUGAUAGGGUCUUUUUUAAUAACUUAAUCUUUGUAAUGCACCCUACAGCUAGGCAUGGGUUUUUAUUUGAAUGCCAGCAGCGUUUCCAGUUGGAUGUUCCCACUGAUCCUGUCACUGCUCCAGCACCUUAAAAACCUCAUUUGGGUCUGAGCUUCCAGGAGAGCUACGGGAGCACUGGCUCGGCUGUGCCUCCCUUUUCUUGCAAAGUUACUUUGAAUCCAGCAUUUUGUUUCAGCCUGUCUUGCUCUGGAGCUGGUUUAUGCCUGAGGUGGGGGAGGACACAAGGUGUUGUGUGGGUUCCUUCACUUUGUACCCCAGUCUUCUGGAAGCAGACAGGUCUGUCUGUCUGUCUGUCUGUCUGUCCCAGCUGCAUGCAGAGUGGUGGUUGUCAUGCCAGGCCUUGUGAAAUGUUUGAUACUGAUGUUUUGCUACCAUGUGAAGGCUGCAGAAACUGUCCUUACCUGCAUCCUAAAAGACUUUUUUGUAUUUCAGUAUUAUCUGUGUUACUUUUUGUCAGAUUUGUUAAUAUUUAUAAACAAGAACUCCAAAUAAAAAAGGGAAAAUUAAAAAUAAAAUAAAAAAAA